This is a messenger RNA of Papaver somniferum (opium poppy), 1518 nucleotides long. Its product is annotated as F-box/LRR-repeat protein At4g14103-like. Gene Ontology annotation, molecular function: protein binding. The record is from RefSeq and is a predicted model, not a curated record. The coding region runs from base 1 to 1518 and encodes 505 amino acids. The transcript is spliced from 4 exons. Lineage: Eukaryota; Viridiplantae; Streptophyta; Magnoliopsida; Ranunculales; Papaveraceae.
AUGAGGGAGGCACCAAAGGAUAGGAUCAGUAAUUUACCAGAAUCUCUUCUUUAUCACAUCCUUUCUUUCCUUGGAAUCAAGAAUUGUGCUCGUACUAGCGUAUUAUCAAAAAGAUGGAAUUACAUUUGGACAACUGUUACCACCCUUCAUUUUUGGAAUCUAGUUAUUAAUUCCAUCCCCACUUCUUCCGAGGCCGAUAAAUUCAUGGAUUUUGUGGAUGGAACAUUGCAUCGUCAUAAUUCGUCAAAUGUAGACAAGUUUGUUCUCAGCUGCAAUCACCAAUUGAAUCAAUCUCAGCUUCAUUGUUGGAUUUCUACUGUUAUAAGGGGUAAUGUUAAAGAGCUUAAUCUACACCUACGCCAAGAACACCCCCAAGAGUACCCCUUUUCCAUUCCCCUAUCUCUUUUUACUUGCGCAUCACUGGUAUCGUUGGAGCUACACAUUCAGCCUAAUAUCUGCCUUCCUAAGUAUAUCUCUUUUCCGAGACUCAAGUGCCUUAAGCUUCAUCUUUUUUAUUUUACUGAUGAAUCCUGGAAUGAGGAACUCUUUUCAAAUUCCCGUGUUCUUGAAGAAUUGAUUCUGGACCAGUGUUCUGUUAGUAUGAGUUCUUUUUGUAUCUCAAUUCCUACACUGAAAAUCUUGAAAAUUGAUAAUUGGAUUACCAAGGGAAAUGGUUUGUGUGAUUGUAUUUUAAAAAUUGAUGCACCAAGGCUUGUUACUUUCUUAUAUACUAGUCCUGUUGCAAAAGAAUUUCUCUUGUCUAACUUUUCAGCACUAGAGGAAGCAAUUAUUGACAUCUGCUUUGAAGAAUAUGGUGGUGCAGAAUUAAGUCGGUUACUUCAUGCCUUUGCACAUGUUAUCUACUCUGAUCACGAUCUUUCAAAUAAUUGGCCGACAUUUCAUAAUGUCAUUGUCAGAAAAUUGAACAUAUCAAAUGUACUAUCCACUGAUCUAGGAUUUAUUGGUUUGCUUAAAGCAGUACCUAAUCUGGAGUCACUCGUACUUAGUGAGUGUAUGCUUGAUGAAGAAGAAGAAGACACUAACGACGCUGAAGGUGAUAGGGAUGAUUCCAAUGAGAAUGAUGAUUCCGGUUCCGUUGAGGCUGAAAACAACCACAACAAUCACGAAGAAGUUGUCUCUGACGCUUCAGAGUGCGACAACAAUGAUCAGGGUGUAGCCAAUGAAGAUGAUACUACGGCACUCGAUCUUGCGACUACUGGAUGUUUGUUUCCUCACCUUAAAUCAGUUUGUUUUCAGGAAUUUGCAGGGAACCCACGGGAGAUAAGCUGGCUUAAACAGAUUUUGAGGAAUGCAAAAGCUUUGCAAAUGAUGACUAUUUGUUACUGGUUUUGUGAUUGGCGCUUUGCAAAUGUGAAAAGUGAAGAAGAACUGAAGGCAGAGAUGCCAAGUUUUCCAAGAGCUUCACCAGGGUGUGUGAUUAAAGGGAUAGACUGCCAACUAAUCCACAUUGUACAUGGCUUGAAAUCUGAUUCCAAUUUGAACCAAUGGGAUCUUUAA